AUGGCCCCCGACGGCGCAUUCCUGACCCUGGAGGGAUUCAGAGCGCACUCACAGCUCGCCCAUGUCGCCUUCCAAGCAGCACGGGAUGAGGCAGAGGCCUUCCCUGCCGAUGACGUCAUCGUGGCUGCGCUGGAAUCCGCGGGACCCCGGCGCCUCCCGGCCGACGUGCGCCCCGGCACGCCUGCUGCCAGGGCCGUCGACUUGGCGCUCAUCAGGCUGGGCGCCGCCAGCUGGACGGCCCUGUUCAGCGAGGCGGCCGCCGAGCGGGGAUGCGCCGAGCGCGCGCUGUACGCCGGCGCGGUGCGCGCGGCGCUGGCGCGCGGCACCGAGCGCUACGCGCACCUCACGCCGCGCCAGGCGGGCCAGCUGGAGGACGAUGCGGUGCUGCGCCGGCGGCGGGUGGACAGGCUGCCCCGCCUGCCCCCCUGCCGGUGGGACCGGGACCCCCCCGACCUCCCCGCCCCCACGCCCGGCUGCCGGUCGAGCUGGGCAGGCAGCGCGCUGCGCGCCGUGCUGGCGGGCGCGGGCCCCUGGGAGAUCCCGCUGACCGUGAGCGGCGGAGACGAAGGCCCGCACGCCUGCUUCCACAAGCCGCUGCCGCGGCGGGGGGCCAAUGCGCGCCAGCGCCAGCAGCGCCUGCAGCGCGCGGCGGCGCUGAGCCUGGGCGGCGCCGACGGGGCCAGGCGCGCGGAGGCUGUGGCCGUGUUUGCCCUGGGCACGCACCGCCUGGCCGUGCACAGCCGUGCCGGCCUCUGCGUGCUCGGCGGCGCCUGGGCCCAGGCGGCCGGGUGCUCGGCGACGGCCGAGCGCGGGGAGCAGGGGGAUGGGGCCGCGGAGCGCGAGGCCGACGAUAGGAUUGGCGCUGAGCGUACUCCCUGCCGCGUGGUGCUGGGGGUGCGGGUCGAGUACCUGCCCUCCCCGGCGCGCGAGGCGGCGACGCUGGACGAGCUGGCCUGGCUGGCGGCCGGGCUGGCGCUGGACCCGGAGGCACGCGGCGCGCUGGUCGCCGCCGUGCACGUCCCCACGGCGCGCUUCCUGGGCACGCAGGCGCUGACACGCGAGGCGCUGGAGCGGGCGGGCGGCGACGCGCUGGCGGCACGGCGCCACGCCGCGCUGCGCACGCUGGAGGGCCUGCUGGCGGCGAUGGAGGGGCUGGCGGAGGCGGGGGAGUACCUUGUCACUGGCGGUAGGGGGCCGGUGGUGAUUUAUGCCGCCCUGGCUCCAGAGCUCCAAGAAGAGGGCCGAGAUGUGGAGGAGGGCACGCGGGGCGCGGCGCGCCUACCCCUCAGCGGCGUGGGGCUGCCGGACCCACACACCGUGUACGACGUGCACGCUGCGCAUGCUGCGGGCGCCGCGGUGGGGGCCGGUGACCCCAUGGACGACCCCGCUGUGGCCCCCCUGUGGCAGCCGGCCGACCCGGGGGUGCCCCAGAUCGCAGACACCCUGCCCCCGAAGUGA
Messenger RNA from Auxenochlorella protothecoides, 1458 nucleotides. RefSeq lists its product as hypothetical. The record is from RefSeq and is a predicted model, not a curated record. Bases 1 to 1458 code for a protein of 485 amino acids. Lineage: Eukaryota; Viridiplantae; Chlorophyta; Trebouxiophyceae; Chlorellales; Chlorellaceae. The transcript has 6 exons.